Messenger RNA from Akanthomyces muscarius, 1431 nucleotides. RefSeq lists its product as uncharacterized. The record is from RefSeq and is a predicted model, not a curated record. The transcript has a single exon. The coding region runs from base 1 to 1431 and encodes 476 amino acids. Lineage: Eukaryota; Fungi; Ascomycota; Sordariomycetes; Hypocreales; Cordycipitaceae.
AUGCCACCGUCGGGGUUGGGCUCAACAGCAACGGCCGAGGACGAAGUUAAUUCAUUCUUGCGCACAGAAGACAAGUUCUUGGAGUAUGCUUCCAGAUUUGCCGAUACCGUGCCAACAUCCGAAGGCUUAUCGGAAGCGGCGUGGCACGUAGCACAGCAGCAAGCGCCCCCUCGACAUGCCGUGCAGAGCUACCUCGAUCUUCUACGGCAACUCGACAGCCCAGUUGAAAUCUUACCAAUUCGGCCACUUCGGAAUCACAUCACGCUGUCCUCCGAAGGCUCCGUCCGCCCUGCUAUAAUACCAUUCGUGGAGGGCAGCGCGUGGGCUUUCGCUGUGGCGUAUCCCGAUUGCAUUCACUGGUAUGACAGCAGAUGCGACCAGCCUAUCCCAUCGCUUUCGUCGCCCGACAAGCGCGUGGUGACGAAUCAUUGGACCGGGCCCAAACAUGAGAGAAAUGGAGACUCUGGCAUCUUCAUGCUGAUGGGUAUUAGAUGUAUCCAACGUGGUGGUCCACAUCUCCCUCAAGAGACUGCAGUCAACCUGGCAUCGGCGUUUCGUGCACGAGUCGUGCUCGAGCUUCUCUGCGGCAAAAUAGACCCAUCCAGACAUACUGCGGAGAGCUUGCUCUCCCAGGAGGUGGAAGAGCAGUCUCUGUUCUUUGAGGACGCGAUGAAUGGAAUCGACAGGCAGUCUCCUGCUUCGCCGGAUGCCGAGCCGGAGAACAUGCUCGCUCCAUCGCCAUUCGACUCCGACCUCAGCCCCCCACCAGCUACCGCUUCUCUGGCACAGCCUGCAUGCAAACGAGUGCGGCAGGAGAGUGGCUGUAAAGUGGCCGAUGCCAGAACAAUUCUCGCCAACCUCAACGAGGCGUCCCUCGCUACGCGGGCCGUGGUUCGGUCAGCGGGCACACCCUUGGACAUUCUAUGGUUGCUGGUGCAGAACAUCUCAUCUACGAGCGCAUUUCACGACCGGCUUAACGCCAUUCUCUUCUAUGAGGAGAUGACGCGCCAUCGGACAGACAACGACGUCAAAGAGGCGAUGCAGCAUCCGAUCGACGUUCGAGACAUGCGCAUCGUACAGGCGCGCUGCAAGUUUUGGAAGGACGUCUGCGAGCUCCGUAGUGAGUGGGAGGAAGACAAGUAUGUUUUGCUGCUGGCAUUUCCUCGGGCGGUGACCGGGAGAACCGGCCGGGCGCGGCACAUCCAAGAACUAGAGCGGAGACUGAAUGAUCGUGAUGACCAUCUUCAGCAGUAUCUCCACGCUGCGAGGGACCUGUGCCGCGCCAUCAUCCAUAGUUCUCUCCCGUGCGAGAGUCUGAUGAUAGACAUCUAUCAUUUGAAGCAGCAUGAGCCUUUGUCCGACAGCAUGUAUGACGCAUUCGUGAGCGUGAAGCCGAGGGCUAGAGUACCUCUACCACGCUUAGCAAGAUAG